Messenger RNA from Juglans regia (Persian walnut), 871 nucleotides. RefSeq names its product glycine-rich protein A3-like. The record is from RefSeq and is a predicted model, not a curated record. The transcript is spliced from 3 exons. The coding region runs from base 136 to 633 and encodes 165 amino acids. Lineage: Eukaryota; Viridiplantae; Streptophyta; Magnoliopsida; Fagales; Juglandaceae.
AUAGCAACCACCACUAUAUAUGUAUAUAUAUACGGGGAAAGGAGAAUAACUCAAGCGUUCCAUUGUGAAGUGAGGGAGCUCUUGCCUUGAAUACUCCAUUCUAACAGCAUUUUACUGCGAUCGAGUUGAAGAAAAAUGGGAGGUGGAAAAGACAAGCAUGGUUACCAGUCUAGUGACAAAGGCCUGCAUUCAAACCUUGCUGGAUAUGGUGCUGGAAAUGGUGCGGGAUACUACCCUCCACAGGGAUAUCCCCCUCAAGGAUAUCUCCCUCAAGGGUAUCCCCCACAAGCCUCCUACCCACCAUCUGGAUAUCCUCCUCCUCUGGUUGGAUACCAACCAGCCGGAUAUCCUCCCCCCGGUGGAUACCCUCCACCAGCCUAUCCUCCCCCAUCCGCUUAUCCUGGUUCAUCAGUUCCAUAUCAUUCAGGGUAUGGAUCAAUGGGAGGAUUGCUAGCAACGGGUGCUGCUGCUGCAGCUGCUGCUUAUGGUUCUCACCAGCUCUCCCACGGUGCUCAUCGUCCAGGAUAUGGGGGUUACUAUGGCUAUGGUCACGGAAAGCUUAAGCAUGGGAAAUAUGGCAAGCGCUGGAAGAAUGGCAUGCUUGGGAAACAUAAGUACAAGAAAUGGAAGUGAUGCAGUGUGUAUCAGUAGAUGCAAUGUUCCUGGGGAGCUCAAGGCUUGAAUGUUCUUAGCAAGCUUGGGGAACUUGUCCUUUAUUAGUAUAUGGUCUUUCUAAAGAACCAUAAAUAAUCGUCUUUUAUGUAUGAAAAUGGCACGGCUAGUAUUAGUAUAAUCGUUGUUGCUCUUGUUUCCUAAAGAGAUAUGCAAACGUCUCAUGAAUAAAAGAAGGCUGGAUUUGGAUUUUUUUUCC